Molecule: messenger RNA, 1158 nt
Organism: Argentina anserina (silverweed cinquefoil)
Lineage: Eukaryota; Viridiplantae; Streptophyta; Magnoliopsida; Rosales; Rosaceae
Exons: 1
Coding region: 481-987 (168 amino acids)
Source: RefSeq, a predicted model, not a curated record
UUUAUUUUCCUUGUGCACAUAUAUACUACCAGAAAUUUGUAGCCCUAUAAGAAAGCUGAAAAAUCUCGUGGAAGUCUAAGAAAAUUUCGUUUAGCCAAGACUGUAGUUGUACUUUUUGUAGCCCCAACUCCAAUUGGUUACCAUUGCAUGUUCAUCCUUGACUCAAAGUUCUCAAGUUCCAAAUUUCCUGUCCACAAUAUCGUUGAUUAUCACUACCUGCUUGUGUAAAGUCUCCAACGAUGUUAGCACGCACCUUCUGUACUCUGAUGAGAAGAGAUUAUAUACAAUGCAAUGAAAUUGAAAACCAUUAACGGGAACUUUGACAAAAGUGUCCCCUUCAUUUUAGUUGUCUGAGAUGCACUAGUCCUCAACCACCGCAAGUGAUGAAAGUCCCUUAUUUGGAUCAAUACAUAUCUCCCCUACUGCUUUGGCUCAAUUUUCUACCUAUCCCAACCACCUUCUUGAAGCUCCAGAGAAGAAAUGGGUUCCUUUUCUUGUCGAAAUCCCACAUAUUUGUUGAUGAUGUAUCCCUUGCUGAUCAUUCUUUCAUCCGUUGCUUACUGCGAAGUUGGCGAGUCAUCAGCCUAUGAAGUACUCCAACAAUAUGACUUCCCAAUUGGUAUUCCUCCCAUAGGAGUUGCAGGCUACGAGUUGAACACAGAAACUGGCCAUUUCUUGGUCUAUUUCAGUGGAACUUGCACCUUCUCCAUUGAAAAUUCAUACCAGCUUCAGUAUGAGCCCACCAUAUCUGGUGUUUUGUCCAAAGGUAGACUCAGUGAUCUGAAGGGCGUCAGUGUCAAGGUGCUCUUCUUCUGGCUCAGCAUUCUCGAAGUAGUUCAUGUUUGCAAUGACCUGCGGCUCUCUUUGGGAAUUGCUUCCACAAAUUUUCCAUCCAACAACUUCGAGGAGCGUCCUCAGUGUGGGUGUGGAUUCCAUUGUGACCAGUUGAGCACUGUCCUCCCCUCAUAUCCAGUCGCUACUUACUGACUGGAAUGAGUGUUUUGCUGAUAAGUUAUCGGCUUUCUGUAUAUUGCUAUGUAAUGCAGCAUGUCACUUGUGUUUUACAUCGAAGGAUUAUUGAUUGCCUGAUUACAGAUUGUUAUCUAAUUUGGAAUCCCUGCCCCCGUAGAAUUAGAUGACAACAGAAUUAGGCACCAU